Molecule: messenger RNA, 5730 nt
Organism: Dromaius novaehollandiae (emu)
Lineage: Eukaryota; Metazoa; Chordata; Aves; Casuariiformes; Dromaiidae
Product: formin-F-like
Exons: 17
Coding region: 272-2425 (717 amino acids)
Source: RefSeq, a predicted model, not a curated record
AUGAUUUAAUUUAAUAGUGUUUCUCUUUGGAAUUGUAAAAGAUAUGUUUCUGCAUAGUUCUCAACUUCUUCACUGGGCCAGAUUUCUUCAACGAAUUCAAAGAACAGUAAGGACAUGCAAAUUUCAGCUUGUUUCUGUUCAUCUGUGUCUAUGGAGGCAGAAGAUUUGAAAAAAAAUCUCCCUCUACCCUUCGUUUCUCGCAAGUUCUUCUUUCUCUCCUGGAUCCUGUGCAGCGUGAUGCCGGCUAAGCCAAGAAAAAAUCCUCAAAAUUAUGAACAUGGUGAAAAAUAAAGAAGUGAGCAUUGAAGGAGCUUUGCAUUUGGCACAGAAGGAGGUGCAUGCUGAAAAGGAUUCAGAGGAUUUGCUAACUGGGUCACAAUUUAACUUCAGUAUCUACAAAUACAAACACUAUCGAUGGCAGAAACGAAUUUUGCAGAUUGAUUUCAACACAAAAACCAUUUUUAACAUUGAAAAAGGAAAUAUUAAGAAACAGUUCCCCUUCUCCCAAGUCAAAGCCUGUGAAGAUACUGAAAGGAGACGCUUCAGCAUUGUGUUUCAUGGGCGCCAAGAUUAUGAGUUGGAAGCAGUGUCUCUUGAUGAUAAAAGAAAGAUAACAUACCUUCUGAGCAGAGUUAUACAGAGUAAUUCAUACAAGAGACCAGCGGAGUCCUGUACUGGAAGACCUGCAGAAUAUGAUGUGAUACAUGAAGGACUGCUGGAUUUGCAGCAAAACAGUUUUACGUCCACUGAAUGGGUGAAGUACUUGGUGCAACUACGUGAAGGAGAAUUGACCUUAUAUUGUAUAAGUCUGGGAAGAGAGAACAAGAAUGCAGACCCUGUAACAAAUACAGUUAAUUUGUCAGGUGGUAAUGUGAGUGUCAGCAAGGAGAAUGGAUGUGGUACCUUUUCAGUCCAGACCAAAGAACACAAUUAUUUGUUUCGAAUACCCUUUACUGUCCAAAAUAACAGGACAGAGGAUGUUAGCAAGCUCCAGAAUGAAUGGGUAUCUCUUAUAGAAAAGUAUUGUCAGCUGUGGAAGGGUGUUUCACUGUCUCGGGAAGGAUCUCAGGAAUGCAUCUCAUCUGAGGCUGAUUAUGAGGAAGUUAGUGUAUCUCUGAAUGAAGAAACAGAGGAUGCCCUCCACACUGGUGUGAGCUUGGCAGCAGCCAGUCCGAAUAAGUCUUCAGCAUCCCAAACAAAGCCUGCAGCAGAGGAAGUAGUGCCAGUGUCACCAGCUCUUCCACUUUCCGUAGGCAAGGCAGAGGUACCACCAGCCCCACCUGCUUUCCUGCAGCCCUGCAGCCUCUCUCCAUUGGCAAAGAGAACCAAAGCCUUUCACUGGGAUGUUGUUCCUUGGGAUAAGAUUCAAAAAUCCAUCUGGGGAUCAUGUGACCCACACAAGAGAAAAAUAGAUGUAUCUAGACUCUGUGAUCAGUUCCAGAUCCAGGAUGUGGCAGUAUUUUUUGGCAAUGAACCUUCAGUGAAUCAGCACAUCAUGUUGGAUCAAAAAGUUGCACAUAACUUCAACAUUUUUCUUAAAAGUUUCCGAAUAAAACCAAGCCAGCUGAAAGAAAAACUAUAUAUUAUACAUGAAGAGAGUGGUGGACUUACAGAUGAGCAGAUUACAGCACUCAGAAGAUAUAUGCCAACACCAAAAGAUGUAGAAAGGUACCAGUCCUUCAGGGGGUCCCCUUCAGAGCUGCAUGUCGUGGAUCAGUUUAUGUUAGAGAUGUGUAAAAUCCCACAUUUAGGCCAGAGGCUGGAUCUCCUGCUUACCAUACGUGAACUCCCUGUGAGCAUAAGGGAUUUGGAGCCUCUAAUAAACCAGAAAAUCCAAGCAAGUAAGCAGCUGCAAUCCAGCCAGAAAUUUGUUGCUGUCUUGGAGUACAUUUUAGCCAUUGGGAACCUUUUAAAUGAAAAGGCUGGAAAAGAGAAGGCUAGAGGAUUUCGACUAUCUUCUUUGAUGAAAUUGUCUCUGUUGCGGGGUAAGGACAGGACAUUCACCUUGCUUCAUGCCCUUGUGGAACAGAUCUUUUUACACGAGCCUGACUUGGCUAAAUUUUCUCAGGACCUGACAGAAUUUGAAGCUGUUCCUGACGCUUCCAUGAAAGGACUCAGUGCUGAAGUUGAUGUUUUAAAAAAAGAAUUGGAAAAUGUUACUCAGUGCAGGCGGCUUAUCAAAACCAAGACGACCAAGGCAACACCCCAGGAGUCACAGUUCUGCAAGGAACUAAAGGAUCUAAUUCAGAAGUAUGAAGGGGACCUAUCCUUGCUGUCAAAAAGAUGUGAUGAAAUGAAGAAGCUUUAUAGUGACAUACUGGUAAAGUUUGGGGAACCACAAGAUCUAGACUCUCAGGAACUAUUUGGAUGGAUAUCUUCAUUUAUUUGUGAGUUUAGGAAGGCAUGUAUUGAUGUCAUGCCAUAAAGACAACACAAUUGUUAUAAAGAGGGAAGGGAAAGAGAAGUCCAGAAACAACAUUUAGGUUAAUCGAUUUGAAAGUUUUAUUAGUAUGAAGUAGCACAUAGAUAGUAUAUCAUCUUUACAGGAGUAUACUUUGAUUUUAAGAGAGAUUCAGUUGAUACUGUAGUUUUGUAAGUGAUAUUUGACCUGUAGAAUCACAGAUGACCUAUAAGCUUUGUCCUCAUUUUUUCGAUGUAUGUGCUUUUUUACCUUGAGAUGCUUAUGUAUUUAGAAAGGAGACAUUCUUCACAUUUUAUGAAUUCUCUUUUAAUCUUUUUCUUUUAUACCCAGUCUUCUGACUGAGCUGUAACUAUUACCCUCAGUGACUAAAUUUCUGCAUGGUGAUCUAAUUGUUCACUAUUUUACUUUAAUUUUCCAGAUAAUAUUUCAUAAGUUUUAUAAUGAAAUGGGGAGCUGUUACCCUAUAGAGGACAAUAUCGAGCAAAAAUUUGUGUUUGUCUUCAGCUCUUAAAGCAUUGCAGCUUUAAUAUAAAAUCGAGAAAGUAUCUGGCUGGGUAAUGUUUUUUUCUCCAAAGUAGUACAAUAAAGCAGUGCUUUUUUAUGGCUGAUGUCAUGGAUUCAGGUGAAAUACUAUAGUAAGUCAGUCAAUAUGCAAGAUUUGCAUUGGUAGGAACAGAGCAAUAUCAGAGAGGUAAAAUAAAAACUCAUCAUGAUGCAUUUAAGUAAUGGAUACUGGAGAUAAUUAUCCAUGGUUUUCAAAAGAGAAAAUACUUUUGUUGUAUCUGUUGGCUUUUCCGUGUAUUUAAUUAGAAUAAUUAUCUGGAGUUCAAAAAUGUGAAAGGAAAAGGAAGUCUAUAAAUGUAGAGACAAAAAAGGAUGUAUUUAACCUUGAAAGCAGAAAAUAGCUCAGCAAGGCCAUUGUUAAAAUUUGGCAUUUUCUCUGCUGGUGUUGAAAACAAUUUUGUUUGGGGCGAAGUGUAUUACUCGACUUAUUUUAAAUCUGACUGCCCAGUUCUCAAGACGUUUUGGCCUUUGACGAAAAUGCUGAACACUCUCCCUGACUUAAGUACUAAAAGCAGUUAGGUCUUACUCUGAAAGGCUUAGAUGUACUUAAAUGCUGAAUCUGAACAUCAUCAGAACCCUCUGUCAGCUGGCAUAUAAAAUUUCUCUCUAACAUUUCAUUUGCUGUUGCAAAUGUUGCCAGUGCUGAGCACCUAGGUAUUUAGAAACCGUUCCAGUAAAGAACCUGGGCAACCACCAGUCAGAUGUUGCAAUACCUAAAUUUUAAAUGCUGGUUCACCUAUCACUCCAGACAAUAAAAGCCCUUUAAGACAACCACCGAGGAUGUAGAAACACUUACCAGUGGGUUGUUCUGUCUGGAAAGCAGAGACGAAAGCGCCCAAGACUUUCUCAUGGCCUCAGUACUUUAAAGGGCAUAGCCAGCUGCUGUUCCUGGAUCCUUACAGAGAGAACUUCUGAUAUGACAUGACUGACAGCAGACCCCACUGCUAAAAGGAAGAGAAGUGUUCCUGUGAAUAGUAUGGCCAUCAUGGCAAAGGCAAGAGGCCUCUUUCACACCAGCCGCGACACAGCUGCUGAGGGAAGGGGAUGCAGCCAAGCUCCUGCCAGCUUCUGGGCACUAGGUGCUCCCUUCCCUUUGGAACCUCACACCUGCUCCUGAGGGUGGGUGCAGAUGCCUGCGAAGAAGCGAGCAGUAAUCACGAGUGGUCUUUUAAAAUGUGAGUUCCCGCCUCUAAUUUGAGUAGCCACUCAAGGAGUGGCACCCUGACUGAAAGGAUUCGAACCUUAUAAUCCCCCUCUUAAAGGAGUGCUCUGGCCACCCGCUGCGUUGAGAAGAAAGGUGUGCUAACCAGGUGGCGUUUCGUUUCUGGCCAAUGAACAAUAACUGCAAGGAAAUGUCUUCAAGAGGUAGUAUCAAGUGUGAAGCAAGUGCACUGGUGAGUAAAGAAGCAAGUGUUCUUCCAACUGCACCUUGUAAGAAACAAACCUGGCACCAGCUGUGAAUGCCAAUGGACCUCACUGCUUAAUUUCUAUACUUUAAAUCCAUCCCUUAUCUCAUGAGAUUUCUAAAAAGAUCUUUGAGGAAGAGGAUCUAAAGAGUCUGUAUUCAGUAUGCUUAAUAUCAUUUUCAGGCAGCUACUUAUUAUAUAUAGAUACUGCUUAGUGUCAGAGAGAAGCUGCCUGAAGUAAGGGUGUGGAGUGAAGCAGGCAGAAAAGUAUUUAGAGGUUACACACAGGCCGCUCAACUUGUAACGUCUGUCUCACUUGUGUACCGGGCAUCCGUAAACUCCUGAAUACCUGCUUUACAGAAAGUGCAUCCUUUUGUCUUCUCCACAGUCUGUUGUCAGGACUAUGCUUCCAGUUAAGAACAUGUAGUCAUGUCUCUCAGAGGCAAAAGGAAUAUAAUAAAAAAUAAAUAGCUUAAUUAGUAUCCCUGAUUAGUAUCCCUAAUACUCAUUUUACAGAAAAGCAUUUACAGAAGAAAUAUAGGGUUUUAAUUUUACAGAAAACAUGUUGGCUACAUUUUUCUCAAGUCAGCAUCAGAAUGCUGAAAUCAGGUAAACAUUGAAGUCAAUGGGACCUAUAUAUGUAUCAGAAACUGCAGCUUAGGUCACUCUUUUCUGAUUGAAAGAGAAAAAUUAAAUUUAUCUUUAUUGUUCUUGUAUCUCUAUAUCAUAGUGCACUAUUGAGUGCAUAUAUGUGCACUGUAAACAAUACUUGCAUUUUCUGAUGUGUAUCAGAUCCUCUCCAAAAUCUGAGCUGCCUUCGUUUAUAUUUGAAUCAUGUAAGAUAAUCCUGAAUACAAGUGCCAUUUCCAUGGUAUCAGGAUCCCUGCAGCCCUGAACAGCAUUCGUGAUGGUUAUGAUAAGCUUCAUGUUUUUCCACCAUUACCUUAGCUCAGGAGUCCUGGGAAGUCUCUUUUAGUUAAAAGUUGGGUUUUUUUCAUGACUGACUUUUCCCCCUAUUUUUUUUUCUCUAUUAUUGUAUCUAACAGCCUGUACUUGUUUUAUAGCUCAGCUAGCAUGGCCUCUUCCAAUUAAAAAUACAUUCUACACAGUAGCUGAUAUCUAUGUCUUUGUGUAACUUAAAAGAUUGAUGUCCAAAUACUUUCUUGGCAAGAAGCUCUAGCCCCUUCAGAGAGCAUGAAGAUUUCCUAUUGAGUGGGAGCUUACUGAGGAGACAAGUUUCAAUUUUCUCAAACAAGCCAUUUCUUCAAUGCCUGUGAGUUUCAGGGACCUCCUGAUUUAUAUGUAAAAAUAAAGAAAGAGACCUUUUCCCCCUCCUCA